AUGUCAAUCCAUCCUACAAAGGACGAUCCCGCUCUUUCGUUAUCCCCUCAUCCUGAUUUCCGCCCCUCGUCCAUUCACUGCAUACGCGACGCAGGAGCGUAUUCAAGUCGAAGCAAGGAGCACAUCGCAACUCCUGAAGCGAAAGGGGAUUUUAUCGAUCUUGCUACAAAACAGCAUGAGGAUGGAGACACCGAAAGAGGAUUUGACAGCUGGUGCGCAAUCGUACUUCCGAGUGGGAUGCAACGACUGCCGGAGGAGUUGCUAGAAGAGAUCUUUGCCUACGCGGAGGGUAGCAAGAAGGAGCUCGCGUCCUAUUCCCUCGUCUGUCGUGCAUGGUCCUGGCCGACACGUCCCUUCCUCUUCAGGGUCGCCAACAUAGACACUGUCAUCCACCGAGGAACUCAGCGCGAUGCAACUAUGUCUUCGACCGCCUCUAUGAGUUCAGCGUACUUCGCCAAAUCGACAGCGCAUAGCAUCGACCAAUUCAUCGCAUUCCUCCGAGCGCAUCCCCCCAUCGCGCAACAAUACCAAAGGUUCCAUCUUGGACAGCGACCUUGGGUGGAUCCCGUGAACAGCAUCGUGGACGAUACGAUCGCGCAGUGCUUGGACUGCACGCCAAAUAUUCGAUACCUGGAUGCGAACAGCACUGAGGCGCCCUUCUCGAAGGCCCUGCAGGCCUCUGUUGCGCGCAAGCUCCGUGCCUCUGUCGUUGGCUUCUCCAUGAUACAGGAUGUGAUGGCCAUGCCCCUCGUACAAGCAGCAGUGCGCGACGCAACCCACCUCGUCUCAUUACGCGUAUCUGUCCGCGAUCGCCUGACGCCUAUCCGCGGUCUCAAAGCCAAGGGGGAUACCCCUCGCCCCUCAAUCCGCUCCCUGGACGUUGGCCCGGCAACGCGCGACCUCCCCAAGUGGCUCGUCUCGGACGACUCGCCCGUCUCCCUCGAGAAUCUCCAGGAGCUCACUAUCCACGAGACAGCGCUGCACAUCGCCUCCAUCCACGAGCCGCUCUUCACCGCUGUCGGAUCCUCCGUGCGCGUGCUCACGCUCGCGUCGUGGGAUCUCGACUUCAGCGUCAAGUUCGAUCUGUUCCCGUCGCUCCGCGUCCUGCGCAUAUGCGGCAUGUCUCUACGCGGCAUGUCUGCGAGUCGCGCGUUACUGCUCUUCAAGCAACUCCCUCACAGUCCUGCACCGCAGCUGGAAGAAGUCGAGCUCGUCUUCAUGCCUGUGCGCUCCAUCGACGACGAUGAGCGGACGAAGGGCGUCAAGUCAUGGCAGGACUUCGCGGACGUGCUUAUUGGGCCCGGGCUCAUUGGGUUGAAGAGGAUCAAGAUCAUGGUUGACGAUCGGGCAGAGAGCGCACUUCGUGCCAAUUCGCCUCGUGCCUUCCGUGGGCGUCCACCAAAGGCGUUGCGACUUGCGAUGCAUGGAGAGGAGGGCAUCGCGCCCGAGGAACCUUGGACGACCGCGGAGCAGGUGGGAAAAACUAGGGAAAUUCUGCGAAAGAUUUGUCCCAAACUCGUACAACAUGGCUUGCUGUAAUGGCCUAGCCCCUCUGGCAGUGACGGCAUGUGAUCUUGACUUGCUUGCCGCAGGUGUGAAUAGAUUAUAUAUUCUUGCCAGGAAGAAGGAUCAAUGUCCGUCUAAUUUUCAGUCAAAU
This is a messenger RNA of Schizophyllum commune H4-8, 1657 nucleotides long. RefSeq lists its product as uncharacterized. Lineage: Eukaryota; Fungi; Basidiomycota; Agaricomycetes; Agaricales; Schizophyllaceae. The transcript is spliced from 2 exons. Gene Ontology annotation, molecular function: protein binding. Bases 1 to 1539 code for a protein of 512 amino acids. The record is from RefSeq and is a predicted model, not a curated record.